Linum tenue is the source of this 1534-nucleotide messenger RNA. The record is from the annotation of a GenBank genome assembly. NCBI's taxonomy places the organism in Eukaryota, Viridiplantae, Streptophyta, Magnoliopsida, Malpighiales, Linaceae.
GCACGGUUUAACGCAAACGAUUAGCCAUUGCUCAAGUCAUCUUGGUUUAUCUACGUAUGUUUUGUUCUGAAUCGACGAAAGCACGAAGCAAGCCCGAAAAUGGCGACAUUUCCCCUGAACGGUUCCUCUGUCUCUGCUUCCAAUACUGCCUUGUCUCUCAAUCUCAAACCCUCCUCGCACCAGAAACCUUCAGUACUGGUUCCGACUACCAUCAUUCCAUCUCGCCGCCGGCGGUCGCUUCUUCCAGCACUUGCCUUAACCAACGACUUGGGCAACAAAUUCCGACGAGCCAGAGUCUCACACAUCACAUCAGCAACAAUGGCUGCCGGUCUCAGUGUUGGAGAGAUUCUGCCACCGCCUCUUACAUCUGCUUCGGACCUUCCUGCAAUCUUUGACGGCACAAGUAGGUUGUAUUUGUCGUAUACAUGCCCAUAUGCGCAGCGUGUGUGGAUUACUCGAAACUGUAAGGGGUUGCACGAAGAGAUCAAGUUAGUUCCUCUUGAUCUCAAAGACAGGCCUUCUUGGUACAAGGAGAAAGUCUACCCUCCUAACAAGGUGGUGUCAUAAAUCAAACCACAUUGGUGCUUGAUUCUAUCUUUCUGCACAUUUUCAUGCUUGUCUGCCUUUUUGGUGUGGCAAAAAAAUGCAGGUUCCUGCACUGGAGCACAACAAUGAAGUGAUAGGAGAGUCGCUCGAUUUGAUGAAAUACAUCGACGCUCAAUUUCAUGGACCUCAACUGCUCCCUCAAGAUCCUGCGAGAAGGGAAUUUGCAGAAGAGCUGUUCUCCAAUGCCGGGUCAUUUCAUAAGUCUGUGAGCUCCACGCUCAAAGGAGAAGGUGAUGAAGCAGUCACAGAAGCCGCUUUUGAUGACAUAGAAGCAGCUCUUUCCAAGUUUGAUGAUGGACCCUUCUUCCUUGGCCAGUUCAGUCUGGCAGAUAUAGCUUAUGCACCAUUCAUGGAAAGAUAUCAGCCAGUUUUGCUAGACAUGAGAAACUAUGACGUCACUGCCAAAAGGCCUAAACUUGCUACUUGGAUACAGGUAUGGUAUGCAGGAGAAGGGCUCUUUCAGCUUUGAAUUUGAAUGACAAGAAUGCCAACACUUUCCCCCUAAUUUUCGCGAGGGAAUCGGCAGUCAUCCACAUGUUUAUGCUUUUGUGUACAGGAGAUGAGCAAAAUUGAGGGCUACAACCAAACUCGGCGCGAUCCAAAGGAGCACGUCGAGAACUACAAUAAACGCUUUGCAGGAAAGAUCCAAGUCUAAUUGAGGAAAUGACAACAGUAGCUAGACUGUUAAUUUCAGUUGGCAAUGGUAAUGCUACCAACAGGCAGACAUCAACAUAAGCAAAUACAACGGAUAAAAAAAUAUCGAUCCGAUGUUUAUAUGUCGUGUAUGUUCUAUUGCCACAAAAUGCAACAAUUACAAAUGAAAUCUUAUGCCACUGCUAUUGCAUUAAUGCUGUAUAACAACUCAAGCUUCACCCAAACAAGUCUCUGUGUUUUAUUGCCUACUUAAGAAAAACAGAAGAUUGGUGGU